AUGGUGGAGACUUCUGCUCCUCUAGGUGACUCGUUGCGGUUUAUGGUUCAAGGAACACAGCAACGUACCCUUGGCAAGGCCGAUCUGCAAGCGACAAGGCUCAUCGGCCAAGGCUUCGAGGGCGAGCUGGCGUUGGAGGAAAGGCCGAAGGAGCUACUGGAAACGGAGACGGAAUCCUUCCUGAAGGUCAAAGUUUCUGUCUUGAAUUCCUUUCUGGCCACAGCCUCCGACCUGCCUUCCUCGAAUCCGGCUCCUGCAACGGGCAUGGGCAGCAAG
Molecule: messenger RNA, 276 nt
Organism: Symbiodinium necroappetens
Lineage: Eukaryota; Dinophyceae; Suessiales; Symbiodiniaceae
Source: the annotation of a GenBank genome assembly